Messenger RNA from Sciurus carolinensis (gray squirrel), 1272 nucleotides. It is a transcript of the gene Dmrtc1, whose product is annotated as DMRT like family C1. The record is from RefSeq and is a predicted model, not a curated record. Gene Ontology annotation, biological process: regulation of DNA-templated transcription. NCBI's taxonomy places the organism in Eukaryota, Metazoa, Chordata, Mammalia, Rodentia, Sciuridae. Bases 312 to 893 code for a protein of 193 amino acids. The transcript is spliced from 7 exons. Gene Ontology annotation, cellular component: nucleus.
UCCCCUCCCCGCCGCCUGGUCCUCGGGGUCUGAGGGCGGCGGCCUCCGUCCGACUGCAGACCCUGGGGCUCCGGGUCUUCUCGGCGGCGGCCGCAGCAUCUGCGGCGACGUCACAGUCCUCGCGGCCUCACACACUGCGCUCCGGCCGGCUGCCGAAUGCCCGUGGACGCGCAUCUCUUCCCAGAGUUCCUGCUUCCUGGGCCAGCCAAAGCCGCAGGGAACAGCGCAGGGCCUUGCCUGCUCUGAGUGCCUUGAAGAGGGAGCGGGGGGCACGGCUAAAGAGGCACCUGGCUCAAGGACUGAUCAAGACCAUGGCUGCAGCCCCCAGAUCCCACCUCCACGUCAAGAAGUUGUCCCUCGAAGCAGGCAUCCCCGCUGGGAAGGAGAACUCUAUGACCCCUCCUGAGGCUCGUCCCUUCACGCCCCCGCAGGAGGAGAGCUCCCAAGGGCCUCUGCCACUCAGCGGGCCCCCAGAACCUUCGUCUGUGCCCUACGCUGCAGCAACCUUGGACCAGCAGCUGACGGGUUCUCUGUCGGGGGAGCCCCACGGGCCCACUGUCCUGCCCGGCAUAUGCUCAAGUCUGAUCCUCCAGCCCUGUGCCACCCCUGACCCUCUUCUACUGCAGUCACAGGUCCCCAAUGCCUCCGACCAGGCUUCGGUUUCUGCCGCCUUAGAGUGGCAGCGGAAGCUGGAGGCUGCCGAGGCUCUGCUGGCCCUGAAAAACUCUUCUUGGGACCCCCCGGAAUCGAUCUCCCUGCACCAGCCCUGCAGCCCACCAGCUCCUGCGGGAGAUAGAGGACUCCAGCCUCCCAGCCCCCCUCUGCGACCCAGGCCGGCCAGCUCGGUUUCACUGCCUAUCGGACAUCUGGGGUGCAUCUCCCUCUUGACCUAAGAGCCCCGAGGAGGAGGCCUCGCCACAGCACUGCCUAUUUGGGUAUCCUGUUUCUGAAUGUGCAAAAUGUUUAAUGUUCAAAAUGCUUAACGUCUUUUUUUAAGCCUUCAGGUGUUUUAUAAGCUUUCAGACCCUUUUUAUGAUGUGGGGCAACUCUUUGACUGAGGUUGGAUAUUCUUGUACCUCCAUCCCUUAUUCCUGUGGAUGCUGGGGCCUUUUUAUGUGUCCCAUAAAAACAGGAUUGUGCAAUCAGUCUGUCAGUGGGGUUCUGAGUGGGUUCAUAUGCCAGUGUUUUCAUGUGUCUUGUGAUUGUGCACAUACCUGUGCACCCAUGUACGCACCCAUGCAUGUGGAAACAGGAAGAUGUUUUCACUUUGCG